This is a messenger RNA of Toxoplasma gondii ME49, 669 nucleotides long. RefSeq lists its product as hypothetical. The coding region runs from base 1 to 669 and encodes 222 amino acids. The record is from RefSeq and is a predicted model, not a curated record. NCBI's taxonomy places the organism in Eukaryota, Apicomplexa, Conoidasida, Eucoccidiorida, Sarcocystidae. The transcript has 2 exons.
AUGCAGGGCAUCGAGUUUCUUCAGCGCUGGUUCGCCUUCGAGGUCCGCUACCUCUACGAGACGGAAAGUAUUUCCAUCCGGGCACUGAAGCCUUUAGUGGACUGCAUCUUGUCUCUUGAAUGUCUAAUGAUAUCGGAGAAGAAAGAGGCCGCCCUGGCCUCUCCGCAACGAGAGCAACAGUGUCUCUGCACCAUCAGGUGCCUACAGAGUUUCUGUGCUUGUCUCAGUCGACUGGCCGCAGAUGCCCUGCGGGAUCGGAAGCUCGUGGAGCUCAACCACGAGCCCGAGGUAUUGGUAUUGGCAAGUGUGAUUCGAUGGAGAGACAAGCUCGAGAGUGACGCACGGAAUGAAAGCCAAAACUUAUUGAUGACCAAAACGACGAAAGCACAGUUUUUCGACAUUGACUACCACCCCCAUGCUUCCUUGCUCAACAUAGAUGCAGGUGACAUUGCCUUCGUGGCGAUGAACAACACGGCAGUGGAGAGAUGCCACAAUCUCAUCUUCCAGUUCAAGGAGCUGCGCGAUGCUAUUUGGGGACGACGUGAAUGCCUCGACCACAUUGACGCACAUUUAGACAGAGACGAGACGCUGACAAGCAGCAUUAAAGCGUUCGAACUGGCGUAUCUGCACUGCAAACGCCUCAUCCUAAGGCCUUGCAAUCUGGUCUAG